Polyodon spathula (Mississippi paddlefish) is the source of this 10978-nucleotide messenger RNA. RefSeq names its product mitogen-activated protein kinase kinase kinase 19-like. The record is from RefSeq and is a predicted model, not a curated record. Bases 3480 to 7742 code for a protein of 1420 amino acids. Gene Ontology annotation, biological process: protein phosphorylation. Lineage: Eukaryota; Metazoa; Chordata; Actinopteri; Acipenseriformes; Polyodontidae. Gene Ontology annotation, molecular function: protein kinase activity; protein binding; ATP binding. The transcript is spliced from 13 exons.
GGGGGGGUAAAUGUGCUUUGCGUCAAAGGUUUUGACACUUUAUGGAUACACAAUAGGUGAGAAGCUUUUGUACACUAUAAUUUGGUGAAGUAACUUAUAAAGGAAGAAAAAAAUAUCUGUUAGACAGAAAGCCCAAAAUGAUACCUUACUGUAAUUACAGAAUAGAUUGUUAAAAUGUCUCUUGAAAAAUAUUUCCCUGUAUACGGUUAUAUAACUGCACCCAACUUUUUUUUUUUUGAAGGUCACAAUGUAACAUUUUGGAUUAUCACACAAGUUCUAUCUGGCUAAAGGCACAGUUCGCUAGUUAUUUAGUUCUAAAUUGCCCUCACUAAAUGGUAACAGUAUACACUGUGGUGUGUUUUUGGCAGAUAUCGAAAUCAAAGUUGACGUUUAUGUUCUGCCAGCGAGUCAAUUUAAUAACGCGCACAAAAAAAGUUUGUAUUAUCCCUAAAGAUUAAAGUUGCAUGCACUUCAUGAUUAUUUCAUGUUUAAUAAGAUGUAUUGUAUAAAGAAUAAUUAGCGGGCAUAGUAGUGUGCUUCUAUUGCACUGUUUGAACGGUACUGUUUAAAUGUUUAAUGUAUGGUGGUGUUUAUGUUUAUUUAUAAAACCUAACCUUACAAACAGCAGAAUGCAGCAUUUUCACAGAGAACAACUCAUGUCAGCAAGCCACGUUGUUGUUUUUAACCAGUGCAUCGCAUCGCACUGUACUCUACAAUGACUGCCCUGCAGCGGAACACAUCUUGUGGUGUAAUUUUCUAUUUGAACACCAGAGGUCCCCCUUCAAAAGGUAACCAAUAUGUUUGAUACAUCAACAACUCUUUAAAAACGACUCUUAAUACCGAUAUUGGUUUUGAUAUUAAAGGGUGAGCUGGUUACCACCUUGACUACACGAGUUUAAUCAACAUGGGAUAUGUUCAAGGGAUACUGCACCCAGUACACAGGAACAAAACCAAGUACAUUUGUUUCUGUUCCUUAUAAUGGAGCUGGAUUUGGUCUAGACCUGUUCUAUAGAAAUGGGUGAAAGACGUGAGUGUAGUGUUACUUUAUAAGAUAUUUUUUUUCAUGAUAACAGACUGGAUGAAUAGGAUUAUUCUGUCUGGCCAUUGUUCUGGUAUUCAUAUAUUCAUAGAGAAAAAAAAAAAAAAAGCUACCUCAGUCACUUGCAUGUCUCCCACCAAAGGUAUAAUUAACAUGUCUGUCUCCUGAAAGAAAGUGUAUAGAACAGUAUAUCACAACAAAUGACAAAACGAAGGAAAGCACUAACUGAAAAGUGUUUCUUUGUUCGACCUCAGAAUUGAUUAGUGAUUGAAUUUAUGGGUGAACGGUUUUAGAAAAAACAGACACUAAGCUGCACCCAAGAUAUUGCCUUCAAUAGCCCUGCCAGUUAGGAAUCGGUACUGUCAUUUUCACCUAUGCUGAUAGUGUGUGAAUAACAUUUUCCUGGGAUGUGUCCCAAGAUUACCGCUCUAUAUUUUAAUCAUCUUGGACAAUAAGAAACUCCACCGGCGGCUUUCACACACCCUGUUCAAAGCGAAUCCUGGAUUAUUUUAGCUAAGGUAACAUUAACAUUAAUUAGUUUUUGUUUUGUUUUGUUUUUAAAGACAGGCGUUAAUAAUGAAUGUUAUGUAACGGCUUUAGUGGUUCUGUACCUUCUAAAAAAUAAAGUGUUCCUUAAAAAAUGGUUUUCCUGUACUUCACCAGGAAGAAGUUUGAAACAUAUCAGUUUAGGGUUGGUCUGGAAUCUUCCACUGAGUGUUGGUAUUUCCCACAGAUUUAAAUUAAACUGUUAGUUUCCUCUUAGUAGAAUUUGCUUUACUGGUUAUUAUGCACCCAAUGGUAAUUAGGCAAACAAGCAAUGAGAUUAGUUAGAAGCUGACAUCUUAGCCUUUGAUGUGCAUACACAACACUGUUUCGAAAGCAGGUUUUCCCCUGCAGUAUUGUUAUUCUGUAACGGGUAAUACUAUUAAAUGUGGCGAUGUGCUAAUUGAUUAGGACAGUUAAUAAUUGCAAUACUGCUAACGAGAAACAAUUCAGAAUUCGAUUCAUGCAUUUUUCUCCCUCUCCGUCAUCAGGUAGGGACUUAUUUUUGAAACAGCAGAACAACCCAAUGCCAUGCACAAUGCAAUAGCACAAAACCAGCGCUGGUUAGUUCUCAGUUUAAACCAAUUGCCUUGAUCACUGAACUUCUAUAUUCAGGCAUUCCCUUUAAUUUAUUAAUAUAUCAAAUACAACUAAGUAUUUGUGUUUAUUAACACUGAAGUUGUUGUAGGUCUGGGUAACAGCCUAUUGUGUUCCUGUGCCCAGCUGACUGUCGCCCUUAGCAACAGCAGUAAACUCAAAGGUCUGCUUGUUGGGGAAGGCAUGCAGAACUAACAAGGGAAUACAGACAAUUCAACAUAAUCCAUCAGAGGAGAUAAUUCACAACCUGUAAAGCAAGGGACUCUCAAAGGACUGGAGAAAAACAAAUCAUACAAUAUAUUUACGAACUGUAAGCAUAAAAUGAGGAUUUGACACUUUCUGAGAUAGAAAUCCUGAUGGAAUGAAAACUUGGAGGUAAGCAGACUUUAUUUUGAAGAGAGACUGAAAUUAAAUGUAUUCAGGCGAGUUACCCAAGUAACACAAAUGAGCUUUUCAAUCACCUAGGGAAGCUGUACUUUAGAUAUGUUCACACUUGGAUAUUAGUAUUACUUCAUGAUAACACUGGAUUGGGUUUGGGCUUUAUUUGUACAAAUAAUGCAACAUAACACUAACAGGCAUUGCUUUUGAUAGUCUUUGUAGACAGGAUUGCCAAAUUAGUGACCAUGCCAGAAACUAGAUAGGAGUGUGAUGCAUUUGCCAUUUGUGGGUAUUGCUCAGUACUUUAUUUUACUAUUUGAUAUGUGCAGUUUAAAUAUCUUGUUUACCACAGAUAUUUUCAUAGCAUUAGGUUAGUCUGCUUAAUGUUAUUUUACAUGUUUUGUGGGAUUGGCUAAUCAUAGUUUUGAACCAUACAGAUUUAAUUUUACUUUUUAAAGUGAAAUAAAAACUUUUUUUUUUUUUUUUUUUUUUUUUUUUUUUUAGAAUUAAUGUUUAAUACACUGCACUUUAAAACAAGGAGUACAAGUGUUAAAUUCACAAAAUUUUACAUUUCUUUCCAUUAAAUCUUAAUUCACAGACAUUCACUGCAUGACACACUGUCAAAAGCUUAAAUUUUUGCUUUACAGAGAAACAACUGCAAAGUUAAAACAAUUGCAAAACAGAAACGAUGAAUGUAAGUUCAGCAAAUGAGUCAUCAAUACCAAAUUAAACACCUACUUUAGAACUAGUUUUUAUUAAAGCAACUGAUCACCAUAGGCACCAAAGUCGAUAGCCAGUUAAUGAUCUAAAAUAUGACCUAUAAAAGAUAACCAAUGUUUUUUGCUUUGUUAUACUGUUUUAAAUAGUGACGCACAUCUAUUUGGUACAUAAGCUAUAAUUAUAAUGUAAUUCAUGGGUAAUUAUGACCCCUUUUGUGUUAACUUGUCAGGAAUUGUCAGGUGGCCGUUUUGGAAGAGACCUGGAGACAAUGGAGAGAGUACCCAUGAAUGAUGUUUCUGUUUCAGCACCAUUUGACUUUCCAAACCCAGACACAGACUUCAAUCCUCUCAUCAGCGCCAGCUACAAGGGCCUAACAGAGGUUGUAUGUUUGCUUUUGAAGAAAGGUGUUGAUGUCACUCUGUGUAAUCAUAGUAACCAGACAGCAGUCCAUCUAGCUAACCCCACGAUCCAGGGAAUCCUGCUGUCUGCUGUAAAUGGAGAUGCACUUCCCCAGAGGCAACUACUACAGGCUGCAUGGCAGGGCGACCUCCAGCACCUUCAACACCUGCUGGCAGAGUCGGCCACAGUGGAUGUGAAUGUUCCAAACCAGGAUGGGCUGAAUGCUCUCAUGCUGGCAGUGCGAGAUAUUGACCUGUUUGAGAGGCUCAGAGCCCUGCUGCCUUCAGAGUACAGACCAGUGGAGGUCAUCAAGGAGCUGCUUAAAAACCAUGUAGAUCCUAGAGCGUGUGACUCCACUGGGAAGUCAGCACUGCACUAUGCAGCCCAGCUCAAAAGUUCCAUAAAGGAGCAGGUCAUCCAAGUGCUGGUGGACUUGCUGCCGCUCUCAGACCAGCAAGCCUUGUUGGACUUGCUGGCAUUUUCCAAGCCUUUGGCAAACAGUGUAAGCUCCUUUCCUCCCCAGAACAGCAUUAUUCUGGAGAGUAUCACCUGCAUGGAGGAAAGAAAGCAGGAGAGUAAGGAGCAAUCCGAGUGCAGAAAAAGUAAAUCUGCAGAAGCUCGGGGCUUUUCUCUUGAUUUCCAAACCGCAGCAAAGACCCUGCAAGACAUGAGCCAAGCUUAUGAAGAGCUAGCAGAAAUGAGCAGCCAGGGAAUUUCUUUACCAAGCCUGUGGCAAGGCUACCACAAAAGGCAAGAGCAUGGCCCUAUUCCAGAUGGGACCCACCUGCCUCUCCAUCCCAUCAGAAGCAAUGGAAGAAACAAACAGCAGAUACCUGUCUUUGCUCUGAGCAAGUCCGAACCAAACAUAGCAGCGCCUCUCCUGCGCUCCAACUCACUUCAGGAUAUUAAAGCCCAGAUUCAGCAAAGGCUGAAAAUAACUAACCAAGAAAAAGUAAUCAAUCGCCCAAAUAAGGAAUCUUUGCCAUGUAUGAAAGCCAGGCCUGCAAGGACUCCAAGGCAUCUAUAUCCAUUGGAGGUUAAAACAGAUGUUAAUAAAGCACAAGAGAAGAGAUUACUACAUUUCAUUAAAUCUGUUCCAUUCAAACCGCCUGUUCUACUUCCUCUGUCUCCUCGUCCCCAAGCAUCGAAAAGAAAAAACAGGUUAACAAGUAGCAGAGCUGACAGGCAGGAGGGAAGCUCCAGUAGUUCAAGUACUCAGGGGUCCCUAGAUGAGGAUUACUGCAAAUCAGAAGAAAUUCACAGACAAGUCAAAGACUGUAAAGAUGAAUCUGAGCAGAAGUCUGACAUUCAAAGACAAGUCAAUGUUGGUGUAAAUGUUGAUGCUGACUUUCAGAAUGAACCCAAGGUAAAACAAUUUAACAGUGUCCCAAAAGAUAAAGAUAGAGUACAAGAACAAAGGACUGCUGAAGGAGAUCAGAACACUGUCUUCAUAGUGUCAAACAACUGUGAACAACCAUUAAUAAGGGCUACUGAUUCAGAACAGGUAUCCUCCAAAUAUAACUAUGUUGACAUCUGUGACCUUGGUAAUGACGAGAUCAAACCUGACUUACAAGAUGCACUGGUUCCAGUUGCAGGAGAGAAAAGUGGCUGCAAUGACAAUGGAGAUAAUCAGGCAGUCAAUGAAGAGUCCACUUUUGGAAAUGAACAGUUGCUACCUGUUGUACAUAUCACAAUCUCAGAAGCAGAGCUUGAGACCAGAGAGGAGACAAAAAUACCAAAGAACAAAGUCAACAUGAAGAGUGUGCUUAUAAAUGUCAACCACAGCUUUAACAUUAUAGCUCAAGAAGAAUAUGUUAAGACUAGAAAUGAGACAAGAUCAAACCUUAGGAAUAAGUCAUCUCCAGCAAAUCUCAAGCCAAACUGUAGAAGGUCUCAAGGUCUGAUGAUCAAAGGUGAAUGCACAACAAAGCAAGGGGGCUUUCAGUCAAAUAAUGAAAAGGUGCAGCCCAAUUGCACUGGUUUACCUGUGCUACCAAAUGGAUGCACCGCACCAUCAAAAGUGAGAAUCAAAGCACACCCAGUAGAAAGAAAAUGUUUUAUGAAAAUUGCUACAUUGCCGAAAAAGCAGCCUCUUCCCCGUAUCUACAGAAGUGCUCACCAGGUCAAGAAACAAGGAGCUGCUUCAACUCCAAGAGCAAAGUCUGCCGCAGACAUCUUACAACUCAACUACGACGACAUGUUCAAAGAAAUCAACUCAAACGAGGAAGGACCUGGAAUCUAUGAAAUGUUUGGUACACCAGUAUAUUCCAACAUAAGGGUAUCCACUGCAUCUGGAAGCAGAUCUUCCAGGGAGGUGCAGUCUGCUCCACCAAGAAAGAGUUCUGGACAUAAACCUUCAAAAUCUAGCAAAGCACCCGAGAGAAGCAGGCCAAAGAAAACAUCACAUGGGAAGCUGAAUUUGGUGACACUUAAACAAAAAAACAAAGAUGUUUUGAAGAAAGGGAAACACCACAAGCGGCUGCUCAGCAAUGAGGAGCAGGAGGGUAUUGUAUUUAUUUCUGGUCCAGACUGGCACAUAAAGACAUCUAAGAGCGAGGUGCUCUUCUGUGAACUGGAUGGCAUGAAUGAUCUUCAAACAUCUAAGAAUAUUCAGAUACCCCAGGCAACAGAGCUUGAAGAUCAAACAAUCAUUGGGAAAAUCCAAACACAACUGCCAGACAGAACAAUUGGUUCUGUAAAUCCUAACAGUGUACACAAUAGAGGUCUGCUGGGUAUUCAGAUGCUUGAUCAUGAUGCUGGUUUAGCCGAGAGUGAUGAGGAACCUAAUGAACCAGAUCCUUGUAUUCCCAAAGGCGAAUCAUUUGUUUGUGAUGAGACCGAAAAUAAAGACUAUUCAGGUUUCCAUCAGAUAUCAAAACAGGAUACUUACCCAACUCCACCGAAAAUCAACACAUGGACUUCUGCAAGUAACAGAGUGGUUUCUCCGACAUACCAGAGGUUUCUGGAAUCUGCAAGCAAUGAUUUGACAGACGAGUUAUUAUGUCGCCUAGCGGAGGAGCUGUUAUCACUGGAUGAAAAGGAUACUGAGAACUCACUUGAGAGAAACUACCCAAGUCCAGAAGAGAAUAAUAACGUACCUGAAGAAGCCAUCUCUCGAUCACAGGAAAGAAGCAACUGCAAAUACAUAAAAGUUAAAAACUAUCAACCAUUAAUGGAUCAAACGUCUGAUAAGUUGUCAGAAACUCCUAGCAGACCUCUGAGUAACUCUGAUAGUUAUAACACUAAGGAUGCCAUUACUUGGACAAAAGGUGACAUUCUUGGCAGAGGUGCUUAUGGAACGGUGUAUUGCGGUCUCACAAAUCAAGGCCAGCUGAUAGCAGUGAAGCAGGUUGCCUUGGAUCCUUCAGAUCAAGUCACUGCAGAGAAGGAAUACCAGAGACUCCAGGAAGAAGUGGACUUGCUAAAAACUCUCGAUCACUGCAAUAUUGUAGGUUUCCUGGGAACCUGUCUUGAAGUAAACAUUGUGAGCAUCUUUAUGGAGUUUGUUCCGGGUGGAUCUGUUGCCAGCAUCAUCAACCGCUUUGGACCUCUUCCAGAAAAGGUGUUUGCCAUUUACACAAAACAGAUCCUGGAAGGGGUUGAAUAUCUGCACAAUAGCCGGGUGAUCCACAGAGACCUCAAAGGGAACAAUGUCAUGCUUAUGCCCACUGGUAUUAUAAAACUCAUAGAUUUUGGCUGUGCCAAGCGUUUGGCUUGUUUGAACACGACAGGCACCAACAGCGAAAUGCUCAAGUCUAUGCAUGGCACUCCAUAUUGGAUGGCACCGGAAGUCAUCAAUGAGACUGGGCACGGCAGGAAAUCAGAUAUCUGGAGUAUUGGAUGCACUGUGUUUGAAAUGGCAACGGGUAAACCGCCACUUGCUCACAUGGAGAGGAUGGCAGCCUUGUUUUACAUUGGUGCACGGAAGGGACUUAUGCCGUCCUUACCAGACCACUUCUCAGAAAGUGCCAGGAACUUCGUCCAAGCUUGUUUAACAAGCGAUCAACGAGAAAGACCCUCUGCUAAACAAUUACUGGAGCACCCUUUCAUCAAGCAAGAAAAAUAAUGAAAUCAUCAGCAAUUAAACCCAAGAUGUGAAAUAGAGUAAGGCAGAACACAUUUCAAAACCAGUGGAAGUGACGAGACAUGAGAAUGGUAUAACUGUUGAUGCUCUCAUAUACAACUUGGAGAAGAAGAAUCAGGACUUUGACCUUUAUUUGUUACAAUAUAUGCACUGUUUACAAGCAAAAGUGAUUAGACGGGUACACAAGAGUUAAAGAUGUUGGCAGAACAAGUCAGAUCGUCAUUGAACCUAUUCUGAAAAGCGUUAUACAUGAAGAACUUUCAUAUUAACAUAUCAAUGUGUAGCACCACACUAGAGAGGUCACAGGAUUAACAACUGCAGUUCAGAAAAACUAUACACUUUUGGGGAGUUUCUGUGCCAAGAUCAAUAUUAAGCUAGAUUUGAUAUGUAUUGUACAUAGAUCACUUCUAUUUUCUGUUAGUUUACCUAAAUUAACUUAACAUUGCACUACUACUACUAGUAACUAAGAAUUGUAAUAAAUACUUAUGCAAAAUGAACUAGUGCGCUCUGGAUUGCAUACUGUAUAACUUAGAAGAAAAAUAAAGUCCCCUUUCAGUCUCAGAUAUUGUACCUAUAAUUAAAGUUGCUCCAAUAUAGCAAAACCAAACUCACUCUCUCCAUUAGAACAUGAACAAGCUUUGCUACAAACUGCCUACUAUUAUUGUACAUGGUUUUGUAUUUUACCAAACCACCUGUUCCACUUUCCCAUCUCAAUAGCAAUUCCAGGCAUAAUUGUUAAUAUUGAUUGUACCUCAAUUUCUUUCCUGAGUGAAAUAUUUUUAAGCAAACGAACAAGCUUAGAUAACUGUGUGUAAAAGAACCAUAACAUUGAAUACCGUUAACAUUGUACGUGACACUGUCCAGUAUGUCUUACUCAUGGGACAACCUGUCUCUCAUUUAUAAACAAUGUGGACUAUGCUGCCAGCACUACUAUGGAUACUUACCUCUCUGCCAAAUCUGCUUGGUCUCACUAAACUCAGGAGUCAGUAACAUGUUUCAGUCAUGAUGAUACAUGUAGUAUCAUCUACCCACACGCUUUUUUUUUUUUUUUUUUUUUUGCAAUCCAUAGUGAAUAACCAGUGCUGUACAAAACAUCCAACUGUGUACAGGUUGUUCAAAUCAACUCCAAGUCAUUAAGAAAUUCCAGAUAAAGCUUUCAUCGAUAUGAUAUAUACACAUGCAUAGUAUAUGCAAUCUUCACAAACUGCUGCUUACUAUAAAAUAAUGUUUAAAAACAGAACAAGCCUGGGGUUGAGUCUGAUUUACUGAACAAGCCUGGGGUUGACUCCGAUUUUGUCACGUGAAAUGAAGCAAACAGUUCUGAUUAUUGAUAUUCAUAUACCUAAAACAGUUCAUACACUAGCUAAAUUAUUUCUACCUUUAAAAAAAUUAAAAGUAAAAUAAAACAGGACGCACAGGAAAUUCCACAAUGGGAUUAAACACAAUCAUACAGUCACACACAAAACCUAUACCCAAAACCACAGGUUCAAACUAAUACUAAUGGUAGAUUAAACCACCCCUGAGGUCCACAAUUGAAAAUGGGUGUGGAAUCUAGCCAACACAAUGCAUGCAUAGCCCACCAAAUAGAGCCAAUUGCCUUUAAUCCAUAUUGAUUAGAAAGCUACCCUUAAUCUGAAUACUUCUCUUAGGUAUACUUCCCUUAUUUACCUGCAUAAUGAAAGUGACAUUAAUUUGCUUAGCAGACCAUCUACCACACAAUUAUAUGAAAUCCAAAUAUUUAAAAUCACUUCCACACUAAAACCUCGGUUUAUUUCCAGUAAAAAACGAAUAAACUCUGGUACACAUGGCUAAAAAUACACAAAUCACCGUCACAACUAACAAAAUCACAUUGAUUUUUUUUUUUUCUUGCCAUAUCCUUAAAAGCACGUGAACAACAUUUCUCCCCCCUCCCCACCGCAUGAGAAUUUGAAUGAAAAUGAAAAAUACAUGACAAAAGACUGCAAGUUAAGGUAGUGGUAACCUUAAGAUUUAUUUAUAGAAUUUAAAUGAAAAACUGGAUGUCAAGAUUUGCGCUGGUUCCUUAACCACUGUAAGCCUGCGUUUAAGAGUAAAAUCACGGUGUUCAUACUGGAAAAGAACAUUCUUGGCUUAAUUUAGAAAUUAGCACUACUCAAUUGAAAACAAUUAUUGCCGUUAGAAAUGAAAAACAACGCAUUUUGGAACUGACCUGAAAAAUAAUACAACACAAAACUCAACUUUACUGUUGACUUGAAAUUUUGCUCAAAUAUAUAGUUUUUUAAUAAACACAUUAAUAAUUCUAAAUUACCAUAAUCAAGUAACAGCUCUGCGUCUAGGCUAAUGCAUCAAGCCAAGAAACAUUUUAAAUGCACUUCACAGCAACGAUUAUGUAAACGUUUUAUUUAUAGUUCUAUAAUUGUCUUUUUUUUUUUUUUUUUUUUUUUUAAUUAGAGGCACAACCUUUGGCAUCCAGCUUCGAUCAACCAGGUCAAGAGAGUAAAAAGACAACUUUUUUUUUUUUUAUGUGACCUCUGAAUAAUCUUGAAAUUUACCAAGAACUGGUGCUGGAUUCCCAGUAUGACAGGAAAUGCCCCUCUUGGCAGCCAUGCAGCUAACAGGGUCUGUAGCUGGAAUGCUGCCAUCUGAACCACUGUUGGACUCUUAUACAAGAUACAAGUCUUUUACAUAUAUCCGUUAUACUUACAAGCAGCUCCAAACCUGAGUAUUUAUGGUAUAGCUAAACAUACAAAAAUGUAUGUACAUUUAUCUCCACUUUCUGUAAACAGUUGUCAGUAUAAUCUGUUUUAUCCCUUUAUCAUUGAAACAUGCAAAUCACACAUACAGUAUAAAGAUAUAAAAAAGAAAACAAUGACACUCAUUCAAAAGCAAACAACUAAAACCCCACUUUCUUGGCUGCAGUGUUAAAUCAUGCCUUCAAUGUUCAGGGUCUGUCUUCUGGAAGCAGCCACUUACUUGCCUGUGAAGUUUACAGUUGUGGAAAUAUUGUUAAAUAAAAUAUAAAAUAAAAAAAUGCACCUUUCAUGCUAGUACAGUAUUUAUAAUACUAUUCUUAUGUGGAGAACUGGAGAUAAACUUAUGUUUAUGCUAUUUCUUUUUCCACAGUGGAGGACAAAGCAGCAGUACACUGAACAAGUGGCAGCAUCAUGUUAUGCAGCCUAAAGAUUAGGAAGCAUUUCUUUUCUUUGUUUUUAAAUUAAAAGAUCCCCCCCCCCCCCAAA